UCCAACCUGAGAUAUGUCUUGUUGGUCAUCAGUAGGACCCUUGCUCGACACCUUGUUUGCUUUAACCGUAGCCCGCCGGGAUCCGUCCGUCUUAGGUGGGCCAAGGUUGCUCUCAAUGUCGCCACAUAUGACCAUCAUAGCCAGGAAGCACGUGGCUAACCGGAGUGACAAUUUUGUCUUUAAUCCCACAGGUCAACCACUGGCGGCUCAUGAUGGGGGUUUAAGACAUGGACAGACACACUUUAAUGCUAUAAAUGUCCCUGGCGAAACCGGUCUACCGAAAUCUACGUUUUUGCGCCAUCCAGGGAUUGGCAACUUCUGAAUAGUUCG
Mya arenaria is the source of this 330-nucleotide messenger RNA. RefSeq lists its product as uncharacterized. The transcript is spliced from 3 exons. The record is from RefSeq and is a predicted model, not a curated record. Bases 14 to 322 code for a protein of 102 amino acids. Lineage: Eukaryota; Metazoa; Mollusca; Bivalvia; Myida; Myidae.